GUUUGUGAAGAGCAGCAAUGUCAAGAAGAGGUGUUUGCGCUGGCAAUGAACUACAUGGAUAGGUUCUUAUGUACAAUAGCUGUUAAGAAAACUCAGUUACAAUUAUUAGGCACUGCCUGUCUCUUAGUUAGUUCCAAACUUAAAGAAACAAUUAUACUUCAAAGUAAUGUGUUAGUAGCUGCUACAGAUUCAAGUUUUAGUCUCCACGACUUGCAGCUAUGGGAAUCUUUGGUCCUGUCUAAGCUGAAAUGGGAUAUGGCUGCUGUUUUGCCUCAUGAUUUCAUAUAUUAUUUAGUCAGACGAAUAGACAAAGAUUUACUGUACGACUAUUCCAAAGUUCAGAAACAUGCCCAUUUUCUUAUUGCAAUGUGUGUCAGAGAUUUUAAAUUUAGUGUAUUCUCUCCUUGCGUGAUUGCCAUUGGGUGUAUUACAGCUGCGUUAGAUGGACUAGAUUGGCUCCGACGGAGAGCGUGGACUAUGACUGCUUUGAAUGAUAGGUUUUCUCAAAUCACAGGCAUAAACAAGAAUAUCAUUCAAAAUUGUACAGAUGCAGUCCAAAGCAUGGUUGCGGCUUCAAUAUCAAAUUAUGUUGCAAUGAAAUGUCAGAACCCUGAGGAGAAGUCUCCAGAUUUGACCACUUUUCCUGCCACUCCUCCUGAUGUUGCUGAUGUCAGCCAUUUGAAUUUCUAACAAACUUUCAUGCUCCUUGUACUUCGACUGUUACACAGCAUGCUAUUGCUAGAGAUUCAAUCGGUCACUUUUUUUUAUUUAAAUUGAAUAAUUCCCCAUUUUCUUCCCAGAUGUUUUUACCUACAGUUGUAACAUCACAUUUUGAGGAAAUGUGGGCGACAUCAACUCGGUGCGCUUUAUUUCAGCCUGUAUGCAUUGUUGCGAGUUUCAUUCAUGACCCUUGGUGAAACGAGGCAUUUCAGAUCUCUAUGGGAAGAUGUAUUCCUACCAGAUUUAACUUUAACCAGAUUUGACUUUUACCAGCUUAAAUUCAACUUGCUUUUAAUCUAUUCUUUCAUAUAACAAUUUUUUCCAUGAUCUAUGACCUCCAAUGGCAGGUCAGCCUAGCCUUCAAACAAAUGCAAAGUAGCAUAGCAGUAUUAAGUUGAAGAACGUUUAAUCCCAUUUUUUAAUUUAAAAAAAAAGAUUUGUGCAGUUAUUUUUAUGUCUGAGUUCCUAGUACCUGAUUUUGGUUUUGGUUUAUACAAAACCCGAAAUAUUCGCUAAUUUGCCUUAUUGUAGUUUAAAUGUUUUAAAAAAUAUUAGUGUUCUAGUUUCAGGGUAGGGCAGUUGGGGGAAAAAUUAGAUACUGAUUGGUUGAUGGCACCCUCGUGUUAGUGUGAACAUGCAGCAGGAAACAGGGGUGUUUCUCCCAGGAUGAGGAGGGUCCCCCCCUAAGCUUUCCCAGCAAUUUAUUUUAAAAACCUCUUUGCCUUUGUAGUGCCAGUCCUAACCUCAACGCAUCUAUGUGUUGCCAAAUUUUUCUUAUGGCAGGCUGGCUCUCCUCAAGGAAUUGUGCAACCCUCCAUUCCUCUCUUCACUGUAGUCGGUUACCUUUCCUUUUUAUUUUUACCAAUUGUAUGUAUUUGGUAAGUUACUUUUGCUCUAAUUUGUAAAUAAUAUUGUUAGAGAGUCUUAAGUUUCUGUACCAAUCUUUCUUGUUAAAUCCCUCUCAAAUGACAGUAGCUUUUCUCAAUUCUUUCUUUCCAUGUCCAGUCGUUAUGGUAUCUGCAAAUUUUUCCAGCAUUUCGCACAGUAGUUAUUUUUAGCUCUUGAAUAAUUCCAUCAUUUUUCAAGAGAAUAUAACUCCAGUGAAUUUUUUAUUAUUAUAGACACAUUAAUUUUAUAUUGAACAUUGAAACAUUUAACGUCAAGGGCCCAGUGUUUGGAAAAACAUGGGAUCCUUGAACAGUCAGUUAAAAGUUGUCCUCUGAAAGGAAUACCUAUUGCACCUAAAAUGAGCGUUCCACUAAUUUUAGGGGCCAAAGUGCACAAAAAGUGUCAGUCAGAUAAGAAAAUUCCAGGAUUUUGCAUUGUUUAAACAGUCUCCUUACAAAUUUGGGCAACGUAUGACCUGAUUUCUGUAACUAUGUAGAAGGGAAUAAUUCUAAAAUGAAAUCUCUGGCGCCUAACAAGACUUUGGUUUCGGUCAAGGAUGCAGAAAGUUUUUAGCUUCAUUUUCGGCAUUAGCCUUUCCAUUUAGUGUUUUCUUUGACUUCUCAAGAACUGUCACUUACCCCGAUUUUCACUGUUAAUUUAAUCAAUAUGCAUUUCUCUCUCUAAGCUCUGCUUGGCUCUCGAUCUCUCUGACCGCCUGCUCAUUAAUGAUAAUUAAUGAGCAUGUUGCACAAUAAUCAGAAUUACCAGAAAUUAAGUAAAAAAAUUGGGUACCUGCAUUUUCCAGUGUUUCAUGUAAUCAAAUUGUAGCUGAGAAAAUGACCCUCAAAUCCCUGAAAAUCCAACUACAUUUCAAACAAAAAUAUAUUGGGCCAAUAGAUGUUGUGAUUUUACAUGAAGAAUUUACCACUGUUUAUCUGUUUGUCUGCAUUUGUUAAUUCUUUUUCUAGUCCCAAUCGUAACAAGAGGUUAUGUUUCCUGACAGUGCUUGCGACUCUUUAAAAUCAUACAAGCUCUGAAGAUCAAAUGAGAGUAUCAUGUAGCGCAGGCGCGGGUCAUAUGGUGGCCAUGUUACAUUGGAUCCACGAUAAUCGAAACCAUGGCCUUUAGCUUCAUGUGAUGUCAUGAGCUUCAGGUCAACAAGGAACAUUAUUUUUACCAAUACAAUUGUAAGCAUUAUUUUUAAGCCCAGAAAGCUUUUUUGAGCUUCUUUAAGCAUGAAAAUGCUUUUGGCAUUGCUUGAACUGACCUUAGGAAUACUAACUUUCAAGGCAAUACAGAAAUCAAGCUACAACCCCAUGACACCGGCGUUUUAAUUUUGGCCAUUUGUGGCAUGAGAUGAGGUGUUUAAGGUGACCAUACUGUUUUCCUUACGUUUUCAUAAAAUUUUCUCAGCAAUUUGUUGUCUAAGCUUUCCACGGUUGUGUUCAAUACAGCGUACCUAUUCUUGUAAAUCCCAGUGCGUUCCAAUAAGUUGAAUUCGAAUGUUUUCUAACCUCUUACUUAGGGGGCUGAAGAAAAAGUAUAAGGUACGUACUAGUUGUUAUCUCAUGAAUCAUCAGAUAAUUUUUGCCAUCAGUCAGGUACCGACUGUUAUCCCCUUAAAGCAUGUGAAACUUAAUCCAAAUCGGUCCUCUUGAAACAGAACAGCACAUUUUGAUAUGGAGCCUAAGGUUGGCGAUAAUUAAUUGCGAUGGAAACACAAUUAAGUGACCGGGAAUCGUGAAUUGUAUGGGCAUCCACUGUCAUUUGCAGACAGUAUGUGGUCAGAAAAUGCUGGAUCUAGGCAUGUUUAGGUAUUGAAACUUUAAAAGUUCCAAGAAAGAGAUAGGUCAAGCGUGGGAAGAUUAUUUUUUCUGUUUUUUGGCACAUAAACUUGAUGGACCCCAUCUUACUGAAUGCCUAUUUCCAAUUAGGGCAGCAUUCACUGAUGCCUCCCUUUGUUAUCCUUGCUAUUAUUAUAUUUUCAGUAGUUUUGUGAAAAAAUAUAUUCCUAUUUUUACAAAAUUGAAAAAAAGAACCUAAACAGAUUUGAUAUGAGGCGGAAACAAAAAAGCAUCCUUUUUAUUGAAACAGUAGUUAAAUGAUUAGUCCACAAGAAAGAUUUCGAUUUAGUAAAAUUUUGUUUUUUUGCACCUACAAUUUAUGUGUGUUAUUCGGGGCGAUCGGCAAUCUAAACCACCCGCACCAGCCUAUUUUCAACGGCAAUUUGUCGUCCUACGAGUUCGAGAAAGAGAGGUCCAAUGAGGUAUAACCCCAAUAUCAAUUCUUUGCCCCAAUCUCAAUAAAUGGAACCUCUCAGAAGCCAGUUAUCGUAGUAAAAAAGUGGUAUGGUCAUUGAACUGGCUCGUCUGACUUGUGCGUCUCAAGUCUGUGAGGAUGGCUUGUGUACAGGAGCUCUGUCAAUGUUUGAUCAGAGACAGUCCAAAUCAUAAUUUGUGAGCUCUGUCAAUGUGUUGGUAAGAGAAAGUUUGGCUAUUGUAUUACGACUCGAAGACUUUUCUCCUCAUGAUGCCCUGCUGCAGCUGCUCUGUCCAUACCUGUUUUCCUGUGUAUGGAGGCUAGCAGCAUUACCUUUGAGCAACCCAUAGGAGAAUUCUGUUAUGGAAAUGAGGUUUCUGACAAUUAAAAGAUCAGAGGGUCAUUCAUGGAGUCAGCAUCUGUUUUUUUCUUAGUUACUUACUCAUUCUGUACUGGUUAUAUCUUUCUCAGCUAUUGUUUUUGAAACUUAGUCUUGAGCUCUGUGUUUCCUUUGACUUAUAUUUUUACUUGUAAAUACUGUAAAUAAUGAAUUCUUAUCAAUCAUGAACGAUAAACACUCUGAAUCUUUAUGUUUUUCUUGCGCCUAUAAGUGUACUUACCUACUCAAGAAUAUUCCAAGAGCUUUAUUUUUUACAUAUCAAUAUUUUUAAACUGUCAGUUUCAUCUUUGUAUCUUAUAGGUACUAUUUUCUUGUGUAAUAGAUUACCUACGUCUACGAGCAGCCCAUUCGGUUCUUUGUAAAAAUAAUUUUCAAGCCAUGUGUAACCUUAAAAGAGGUUGUUCGAAGAAACAGUCUUUUGCUACCCUCCCCUUAAUUGUGAACGAAACUUCCCUCAGUUUUUGUACUAACAUUGGUAGCUCCCCAGAUGUAACCGAGAUGGGUCAUUCCAUGUCAAUUUAUAAAAAUAAAUGUGGAAAUGGCACUCACCGA
Messenger RNA from Bemisia tabaci, 4819 nucleotides. Lineage: Eukaryota; Metazoa; Arthropoda; Insecta; Hemiptera; Aleyrodidae. The record is from RefSeq and is a predicted model, not a curated record.